Molecule: messenger RNA, 1431 nt
Organism: Dendrobium catenatum
Lineage: Eukaryota; Viridiplantae; Streptophyta; Magnoliopsida; Asparagales; Orchidaceae
Product: mediator of RNA polymerase II transcription subunit 18
Exons: 9
Coding region: 572-1225 (217 amino acids)
Biological process (GO): termination of RNA polymerase II transcription; regulation of transcription by RNA polymerase II
Cellular component (GO): core mediator complex; mediator complex
Molecular function (GO): transcription coregulator activity
Source: RefSeq, a predicted model, not a curated record
GUCGAAUGAUCGGAGUGAAGAACACCAUCUCAGGAUUCCCAAUAUACGGCUUCUCUCCCCUUAAUUCUAUUCCCUCCCAGGCGAUACCAAGCAGUUUCAGGUAUUGAACAGUGGCUUCUGGCGGUGUGGACGUUGUGAGGAUGCUAUUAAUGGCGGAUGACAAGUUGGAAACUUGGGAAGGGUUUGGAAGCUGUUCGUGAAUUGCCGAGAUUCAUUCUUUCAUUGGCGGAGACUCAAUCAUUGUGAAGAUACAACAAGCAAUUGAAUUUAGAUAUUAUCUCCAGUUGAGACAAAACAAAAAAGCAUCCCGUGGAAUAAAGGGAAACCGACUGCUCGUCUGCUCCAGUGCUCGUACUCAUUCGCCUCCCUACUUGGUAGCGAUGCGAUAGUGCGACUAGGGCACGCACACCUUGUUUUCUCCUACGCUUUUGGCCGCCCUGUUCGCACCUCCCAGUCCGGCAGUCCUCCGCUCGAAAUCGAAGCCAGUAAGGUAGUAAGCCGCGAUAAUUUCGUUCGGUCUCCGGCCCUCCACAGCUGACAGCUUCACUUCAAGUUUUAGGACAUUGUCGAAAUGGAGUGUGUCGUGCAAGGGAUUAUUGAAACCCAGCAUGUUAAUGCCCUGGAGAUCCUUCUUCAUGGUCUUUGUGGUGUUCCCAAAGAGCAAGUCAGAGUCCAUGAACUGUGCCUAAAAAGUGGACCAAAUCUUGGUGUUGUGCCAUCUGAGGUUCGUCUAUUGUGUGAUUUGGCGCACCCAACACCAUCAUGGACUGUGAGACAUGUUGGGGGUGCAAUGAGAGGAUCUGGAGCCGACCAAAUUUCAGUUUUGGUUAGAACUGUGGUGGAAAGCAAAGUGAGCAAUAAUGUGCUGCGUUUCUUCUACGGCCUUGGCUAUAAAUUGGACCAUGAAAUCUUGAAGGUGGGCUUUGCAUUUACCUUUCAUCGAGGUGCACAGAUCAUUGUCACUGUAACUUCAGCACAUAAAAUGCCAAAGCUUCAUGCCAUAGAGGAAGCUUUGCCCAUUACUCCUAACAUACACAUGGUGGAGAUUACAGCCCCUGCAACUGCUGAAAAUUAUAAUGAAGUUGUCGCAGCAGUUUCGGCUUUUUGUGAAUACUUAGCUCCGUUAUUGCAUCUCUCAAAACCAGGAGUUUCGGCUGGCAUCGUUGCUACUGCUACUGCGGCUGCUGCAUCGCUAAUGUCAAACAGUGCCAGUAAGCCCUUGUAAUGACUAAUUUCCACAAAAAUUAGAUUGUAACUUGAAAAGUACUCUUGUUGUUUGUUAUAUUGUGGUGCUUGACUUCAAAUUAGCUUUAGAUGUAUCUGGGAUGGGUUAAUUUAAGCCAUGCAUAAUUUUCUUAUGUUCUUUUCCAUAUAAAGAAAUAUUGUAUUAACUGAUCCUUGUUGUAUAUUAAUGUGAUUGACACCUACAAA